GAAAUAUCACGAUUUCAAAUGUAUCUGCUGUUCAACAAAACGUGUCUGUCAAGUUCAAUGAUAGAUUUUAGUUGGAUUCAUUAAAAAAAACCAGCUGUCAAUGGAAAGGCAAAUAAAAGGAGUACCCGUUGUUUUUCUUCUUGAUACAUCAAGAAGUAUGAGAGGAGAAGGAUUUGCUCAAAUGAAAGAGGCCUUUCUAUCUAUGAUCCAAGGAUACGCAAACCAAUCCAAUGUAGGUCAUAGCGUUGCUGUCAUUGGUUUUGGAAAAGAAACAAAGAUUUUACAUCUCUACUCUAAUGAUUUUAAAAGGAUUCUACGCUUACUAGAUGAUGUCGUUUGUGAGGGACCAUCACAGUUAAUGAAGGCAUUGGAAUUAGCUAUAGAAGUCUUGUUUACAGUGCUUAACCACGGCAGUAUCGGGCCUUUCUGUAUAAGAGAAAAAGUAGUUAUAAUGUCAAAGGGGAGAGUAGCAGAUAAGAACGAUGUAAUGUACAUGGGAGAGAAUAGACACGAAAAACUAAAGAUAGUACAUUUGGCAGGACAAAUUGGAACACGACAUCCUAUUAUUUGUAUACCAGUUGGUACAAAUCCAGACAUAUGUUUUUUAGAAUCCCUAGCAUGUUCAUCUAAAACUGGAAAACUGUUAAGCCCAGAGGGAGUGGUACAGUUUACAAAAUACUCAUCAAAUAUGGUAAUCGCAUCUGAAGUCAUUGGCAAUAUUCCAACAACAGGUUACUCUGUUGAUGACGUUAAAGCAGCAGUAGAGGCUUUAGAAGGAUCCCGAAAUAUAACUAAGAAGGAUGUGGACGAUAUAUAUGAAAUAUUGACACACAGACAUAUGUACCAGAUAAACAGUUUCUCAAGAGAUACAAUUGAGACAGAUUUACAUAGUGAAGGGAAUCCUAAGUUGCCACCUAUUGGAACACGUGUUCGGAGAGCUCCUAACUGGCCAUAUAAUGGCCAGGACUCCAAUACGUGUGGAACAGUCGUUGGACACAACCAUAGAGAUCUCAAUUUGUCCAUAGAGUGGGACACAGGCAUGAUUUUUCCCUAUCACUUUGACACGGAUGGUGACCUUGGAAGAUCAAAUGUUGUCGUCUGUGACGAACCUAGAAUACUACAAAGAGAAAAGAUUGCCGUCGGCUGUCUUGUUCAAAGAGGUCCAGACUGGAAGUGGUUUGACCAAGAUGGAGGAGAGGAUAAUAUUGGAUCGGUGUACAGGGUGAAAAAAGACAACACUGUUCAUGUACGAUGGCCUAAUGGAAACAAAAGCAACUAUAGAUUUGGAUAUGAUGGGAAAUAUGAUGUUUCAAUUUGUGACCCAUUUGACGAAGUCAUUAGAAGAAGAAUUGAAGAACAACAAAAAGGCUGGCAAAAAAUAAUAAAUGAUUCAAAGAAGGUCGUGUCAAAUGAUGGUAUAGGAAUAAGCUUCGGCAAAGAAGGGGGAAACAAUACUCUGACAAUCACAAUCGGCAUUGGCAGGGGGAUGGUGGAAACUGGCGACCGUGUAAUAAAAGCUUCUGAAAACGUGUUAGAAAUGAAUGACUCGUCAGAUGAAGCUAGGAGAGAAAGCCGGGCAAUUGAAUAUAAAGACGAGGCUUCUGGGGGUGGGGAGGAUACAGAUUUGAAUAAUGAGGACAAUAACGAUGUGUGGCAAUGGAGAAAUGGACAAGGCAAUUGGGCUUCCUAUCCAAAAUCUGAAAAUGAUAAAAUCGAAAAGGCUUACGAAAAAAAUAGCAGGGGCACAGUUCUGGUGAGGUUAAACGGAGAUUUGUAUAGGGUGGUGCUGUCUAAGAUGAUUCAAAUCAACAUCAGUAGCCGAGAGUCGCAGGAGAUAAGACGUCUCAGUUGACGGGUUCAUUGUUGGAUGUCACAUUUGUCACUGUUAUAUUUUACCUUGUGUUACAUCGUUUUUAGUGAGCCUUACUCAGGAUAUAUUUUGAAAGAAGGAGAUAUUUAACUGAUAUGAAAGCAUUGCAUUAAUUAUAGCAAAUGAGUUUAUUUUUUAUUUUCUUACAUGUACUAUUACUUUAUGGAUCAGAAAAAGACCCCCAACUGGUUUUGCAAUACAUGUAUAUCACAAAAACAAAUAGCAUAUAAUAUAAAAAAAAAAAAGCAUGAAGGAUAUCAUUUAAAUGUUCCUGCGAUAACUAAUAUGGAUGUGUUAUUUAGAUGUAAAAAUGAUUGUAUUGUAUCUAAUAAAGGAAAGCUUA
This is a messenger RNA of Magallana angulata, 2213 nucleotides long. RefSeq lists its product as uncharacterized. Lineage: Eukaryota; Metazoa; Mollusca; Bivalvia; Ostreida; Ostreidae. Gene Ontology annotation, biological process: protein ubiquitination. Bases 101 to 1852 code for a protein of 583 amino acids. The transcript has 15 exons. The record is from RefSeq and is a predicted model, not a curated record. Gene Ontology annotation, cellular component: cytoplasm. Gene Ontology annotation, molecular function: metal ion binding; ubiquitin-protein transferase activity.